This is a messenger RNA of Rhizophagus irregularis DAOM 181602=DAOM 197198, 1781 nucleotides long. Lineage: Eukaryota; Fungi; Glomeromycota; Glomeromycetes; Glomerales; Glomeraceae. The record is from RefSeq and is a predicted model, not a curated record.
GAAAUUCUUCAGUUUAUUUUAUAUUAUGGAUAUUACUUCAAGUAUUAUUAUUAGUUAAAGUAAAUUGUCAACCGACGCCCUUUAAGCCAAGAGUAUAUAGUUGUCAUACUGCUACAUUCAUUGACAAUAAAUUAUAUAUUUUGGGCGGAUUGGAUUUAAACAGUAAAAUGCUAAAUGAAUUUUUUUAUCUUGAUGUUUCUGUACCAUUUAAUACUCAAGAAUUAUCGUGGUAAGAUUUAUCAAAUAUUAACAUGGUUCCAGAACAUUUUCUUGCGACAUCAGUUAAAGGUGGUACAAAUAAUGAUACACUAUUUUUAUAUGGAGCUUUUCAAUCAGAAACAUUGGUUUAUACGUUUAAUUCUCGUAGUCUUGUAUGGAGUACUCCAACAAUAAGUGGGAAAGUGGACAUGCUCCCAAGUGUCCAAACAGACCCCUCAUCAAGAGAUGUUAUUUUUGAGCAAGAACUUAUUAACGUAAGGAGGGGGAAAAAAUACGGUUUAACAGGCGUUAUUGAUUAUAAUGGAAAAUUUUAUUUAUGGGGAGGAGCGACCAGCAAUAUUACUUUAAUAAAUGACAUGCUUGUUUUAGACACAAUAAAUCUUAAUUUGGAUGGAGGAAGUUUAAUAAAUAAAUUGCUUAUUUCAGAUACAAAUUAUACAGUAUGGAUGAGUUGGUGGUAUUGGGAUAUUGUGAGCUUUGAGAUUAUUACUAAAGGUACCACUUACAAUUUAAGUGAGGUUUAUAUAUAUGAUACGAUUAAUAACAGUUGGGAUACAAAGAUAACAUCAGGAAAUAUUCCUUCUGAUAGAGGCGCGUUUUCCACUAUUCUUGGUUUGGAUGGUCAAAGAAUCAUAAUUUUUGGAGGAUUUUAUGAUUAUCCCGGAUAUUUAGAUACUACACUUUAUGUAUUAGAUUUAAAUAAUUUUAAUUGGUAUAUUCCAAAAAUUUCUGGAGAAGGUUAUGAUAAAUUGAUUGAAAGUGAUAUAUUAUUGCUUGAUAUUAGCAAUAAUGAAGAAUAUAUAUGGACAACAAUGUUUGAUCCAAAAAUUCCAUCACAACCACCAUCACCAUCACCAUCACCAUCACAAUCACAAUCACCAUCACCUUCGCUAUCACUUUCGCCUUCACCUUCUUCUCCAUCAUCACCAAAUAAUUCAGGCAAUAUAGCUGGAGCAGUUGUGGGAUCUUUAUUAAGUGGUAUUUUAUUAUCAGUUGGUGGUUUUCUAAUAUACAAAUGGAAUAAAAAUAAACGAAAGCAGAAAACUAUUCAUAAAAAUGAAAAUGAUAAUGAUUACAGUCGAGAAGAAAAGGAACUUCCUAUCAUAAGAGGUAUUCAUAGUUAUAAACAAGAGAUCAAUAAUGAUGCGCAAGAAAUUAUUCAAAUACCUGGAAAUGAAAAUACGACCAACCAUGAACCAAUAAUAAUUUCACCUUCAAUAAUUAAUAAGAAUAGCUAUCAUAAGCAAGAAAUCGUUUUAUCGCCAGAAAAUGAAAAUACAACCAACCAUGAAUCAAUAAUAAUUCCAGUUGAUGAUCAUCAUGGGCAAGAAAUUAUGCGAACGCUUCAAAAUGAAAAUACAACUAGUAAUCACGAACCAGCAAUUUCGCCUUCAGCAGUAGUUAAUACUAAUAAUGAUAAUCAUGGGCAAGAAGUAAUUUCAUCACAACUUUUAAAAGAUGAAAUUAUUCAAGCUAUUAAACAAGAAAUUGGCCAAAAUUUGAAAAAUGAAAUUCUUCAAGCUGUUGAAAAGAAUUUUAAUAUUACAAAAAAUAAUGCAUAA